AUGCAAACUUCUCUUGUUCUUGGUUUUUCGGUUUUUGCAAUUAUGGUGCAAUUUGGUGCAAGUUGUGUUAGUUCGGGUGUUUGUGGCAGCUCAUAUUGUGCUGCUCCACCAGCAAUUUCAUGUUCUGCUUCAUCUUGUCAACCGGGUUAUUCGUGUGGACAAUAUGGAUGUGCUAGAAAUCGAGCAAGAAGUUCGCUAACCAAGAAAGUUGUGAGUUUAUUUUUUUGGAAAAAAUUGUGCUACUCUCAAUCUAAUUGUAAAGCUUAUUGCGAGCUACAAUUUUUUUGGAAAAAAUAUCGAGAAAUAUGAAUUUGGCACCAAAAUUGUUUACUUUGAAUUCCCACAUGCCCCAAAAUAAAAAUAAAUUUUAGGAAGGAAUUUUCAUCGACGAUUCAUCCCACGAACACAAAUCUGCUGAACUUCCAAGACUGAAGCCAACCAAGAAUAAUAUUUUCGGAUUGAGAAGAGAAAAAGUUGGACAAUCUGGAGAAUCUGCUGAACAACAUCAGAAUCUUCAAUAUGCUAAUAACACACAAUACACCGUGAGUUUUCUGAAAAUCAAAAUCCACGAGACCAUGUGUGUUUCACGAUUUUUUUUCCAAAAUUACGGCUUUGGACUUUUUUGGAGCUCAAAUGGGGUUUUAAAAAAUGUUACAGAAUUUAAUUUGAAUUUCCAUUAUGUUUCUAUUAAUAAAAUCAAUAUUUUGAGCUUUUCCCAAUUAUUUUUAGUCAAAGCCUAUUUCUUUUGUUCUAUAUAGAUAUUAUAUCCGGUUCUGCAAUUAUUAUGAUUUUUAUUAUUAUUCUACUAUAUACAGAGAGAGAGAUUGAAUAAUUGUCGAUUUUCACUUUUUGUGUUGGUUGAACUGGAACGGCGAGAAGAACCCAACAAAAAGUAAAACUGAAAAAAAAGUUAUCAAUUUUUUCUAGAAUCCAAAUUUCAUUUUCCGUCAAUGCUGUGAACAAAGAGGACUUCCAGAUGCUUGUUUGAAUAAAUGUCAUUUCAAUGCCUACACAAAGGAUGCGGUGAGUUAUUCUAAAUCUCCUCAAGAAAAAAAUCUCAAAACUGACUUUUAAGCUCCAAGGAAUGUACUUCAAAACUGAUGGUUGUCCUUUGGAAGCUGCUGCUGACAUGCAUUUCUGUGCUGCACAAGGAAGGGAUCAUACACAAUGUUGUGCUAGAAAUGGAGUUGCCACAACUUUAGCCGGUGCAAAGUGUUUGACUUUCUGUGAUCAACGUCCGGAUCGUGUUACCAAAUUGGAUUAUUCAUAUGUUCCAUGUUAUGAUAGAUUUGAGAAUAUGAAACAAUGCUUCUAUAAUGAGAUCAAGACAAAAGCUGAGAAACAAUUUGGAAUUCGUAAAUAA
Caenorhabditis angaria is the source of this 1363-nucleotide messenger RNA. The record is from the annotation of a GenBank genome assembly. NCBI's taxonomy places the organism in Eukaryota, Metazoa, Nematoda, Chromadorea, Rhabditida, Rhabditidae.